Diuraphis noxia (Russian wheat aphid) is the source of this 912-nucleotide messenger RNA. RefSeq lists its product as uncharacterized. NCBI's taxonomy places the organism in Eukaryota, Metazoa, Arthropoda, Insecta, Hemiptera, Aphididae. The record is from RefSeq and is a predicted model, not a curated record.
AUGACCCAACAUUCAAACGCUCAUUCUGAUGGCACAGCAGAUUUAUUAUUAUUCGUAGAUAAAACAUUUGAUUCCUUGAAUGCUUCUAAACCAUUAUCAGGAGCAAUAAAAAUUGAAUCCGAAGAUGUUCAUCUMAACCAUUGGAAUCAAGCAAUAAGAGUGUUUCAAAGUAUGAAAUUCAUUGACAAAAUUACUAAAAAGCCGUUAGCAAGACAACCGCCGUGCAUAAACAAUUGGGUCAUGACAUUGAAGUCUUUURAAYAUCUUUGGUAUAAGCUAAAAAAUAAACACAACUUCAAAUACCUGUUAACUAGAAACAUUAAUCAAGAUUYCUUGGAAGUUUUAUUUGGAAAUAUUAGAAGCCAUUCCUAUAGGAACACAAAUCCAGACUGCUAUCAUUUUGUUUCAUCAUUUAAGACGUUAUUAAUAAAUAACUUUUCUUCGGUYAAAUUGAUUGGAAAUUGUGAACUGGAUGAAUCUGACAAUGUUUUAAAUAAUUUAAAACAAUUUAUUACUGGUUCACCUGAAGGCUAUCAGAUAUCCAAUGAAAAUGGUGAAAACCUACUCACUUUUCCAAUAACAGAUGGUUCUGAAAAACAGUUUACAAUUGUCACUGAUUUAAAUGUUGGAUAUAUUUCCGGCUAUAUAGCUCGAACAAUUUUAAAGUAUAACAACAAUUGCAAAUUAUGUAAAGAWUUUUUAGUCAGCAAAGAUAAAACUAACCUUCUAAUUAAAUCCAGAGACUACACAUCUAACUCAUUAAUUCACCCGAAUUCAACAUAUUUUAAAAUUGUAAAACAAAUGUUUGACCUUUCAGAUACUAUUUUACCAACAAUUAUGGAGAAUGGCAUAAGAAAAAAAUUGUACAUGAUUGAAAAUUUAUCAAGAAAACGGAGCCUACCAAAUUUUUGA